Molecule: messenger RNA, 1751 nt
Organism: Balaenoptera musculus (blue whale)
Lineage: Eukaryota; Metazoa; Chordata; Mammalia; Artiodactyla; Balaenopteridae
Gene: SULT1E1
Product: sulfotransferase family 1E member 1
Exons: 8
Coding region: 124-1014 (296 amino acids)
Biological process (GO): sulfation
Cellular component (GO): cytoplasm
Molecular function (GO): sulfotransferase activity
Source: RefSeq, a predicted model, not a curated record
CAUUCCAAAUGCACAGUAGUUCUCAUCUUUUUUUGCAGCUUGAAACCUGAGUGGAGAUUUGAAGAAAACUGGAUUGGAUCACCAAGUUUCUUUCACAGGACCGUCUGGACAGUGUACCACUCUAUGAUGAAUUCUUCCAAACCUGCCUAUUUAGAUUACUUUGGCAGAAUCCAUGGAAUUCUACUGUAUAAAGAAUUUAUCCAAUAUUGGCAUGAUGUGGAGGCAUUUGAGGCAAGGCCAGAUGACCUUGUCAUUGUCACCUAUCCCAAAUCUGGCACAACAUGGGUUAGUGAAAUUGUAUACAUGAUUUAUACAGAGGGUGAUGUGGAAAAGUGCAAAGAAGAUGCCAUUUUUAAUCGAAUUCCUUACCUGGAAUGCAGGACUGAAAAGGUGAUGAAUGGAGUAAAACAAUUAAAACAGAUGGCAUCUCCUAGAAUAGUGAAGUCUCAUCUCCCACCUGAGCUUCUUCCAGCCUCAUUUUGGGAAAAGAACUGUAAGAUCAUCUAUGUUUGCCGGAAUGCCAAGGAUGUUGUUGUUUCUUAUUAUUAUUUCUUUUUAAUGGUGACUGCUAAUCCAGAUCCUGGUUCUUUUCAAGAUUUUGUGGAAAAAUUUAUGGAUGGAGAAGUUCCUUAUGGUUCCUGGUAUGAACACACAAAAUCUUGGUGGGAAAAGAGAGAGAAUCCACAAGUGCUAUUUAUUUUCUAUGAAGACAUGAAGGAGAAUAUCAGAAAAGAGGUGAUGAAAUUGAUAGAAUUUCUGGGAAGGAAGGCAUCAGACGAGCUUGUGGACAAGAUUAUAAAACACACUUCAUUCCAGGAGAUGAAGAACAAUCCAUCUACCAAUUACACAAUGCUACCGGAUGAAGUCAUGAACCAAAAAGUAUCUCCCUUCAUGAGAAAGGGGAUUGCAGGAGACUGGAAGAAUUACUUUACAGUAGCCCUAAAUGAGAAAUUUGACACACACUAUGAGCAGCAAAUGAAGGGGUCUACACUGAAGUUACGAACCGAGAUCUAGGAAGGGUUUUCUUGACACAUCUGAGAUUAAAGUGUUCUCAUCAUUCCUUACCUCUUUUAUUUUAGACUAGUAAAGAAUGAGUCAUGUGAAAGAUCAUGAUCAGGUUCACAUGAUUAUUGAGAUCUUCGUAUAAAAAAGCAAGAAAGAUUUUUUCCCUGCUGUUAUCUUUUAAUUUUUUUUCCUUUUCUUUCUUUAUUACAAAUUAUUACACAAAUCUAUAACCUAUGAGAAUGAUGUAGGAACACACAAAUUAUUGAAGUUGUUAAAGCCUCAUCAAAAAUAACCAAACAUUCCAAAUUCUUUAACUUUGUUGUUACUUUUUUCCGUUUAUUAGUACAUUUAGUAUAUACAUAUUCAUUUAUAUACAUAUAUGCAUAAAUAUAUAUAUUUACAUGGAAACUGAAAACCUUGACAGAAAGAACUAAAGAAUAAAUAAAUAUGAGGAUAUAAAUAGAUCUGUUAUUUCCUUCCUGAUAUUUUCUUUCACUUUCUGCAAAAUGGCUUAAUUUGGAAUUUACCUUAGUUUAAUGUAAAUUUGGGGCAUAACAGAAUUGAUUUCCAGACGUUUAUAAAUAAUCCCAAUGAGUGUUAUUUAUGCUUGAAUGUCUUUAGCUAAUUUGAAAUAGUUAUGCUUUAGUAUUAUUUCUGUCCUAUACACAAUAUAAUAAAAUUAAGCUCUGUAAAGUUUUAAAGAAUGUGAUAUAUGCCACUAAAAUAAAAUACAAACAAAAGUAAAA